CACGUCAGUGAUUUUGUCACGUUUGUUUACUUCAUCAGUGUCCUGUAGAUCGCCAGGCCAUUAAAAAGUCCUCGAUUUUGGCAUUAAAAUGAACGCAAAACUACGAUCAAAUAAAGCUUUGAAUCCGAACUACACCGGUAUACCGCUUCGAUAUGAAGACAGCAAGCCGAUGAUGACACAAUCUUUUACACAUAAUGAUAUACUUGGUAUUGGCCAAUCAAUUCAUACAAAAUGGGAACAAGAUGCAUUAUCUGAAAGAGAGGCUGCCAUAAGAGCUGCCGAAGACUCUGUGUGGGCUGAGGGAGAGAGAUUAAAAGAUUCAGAAAUCCAAAAGGUAAAACUAAAGUGCUUGCAGGAAAAGGAAAAGGCAUUGAAAGAUUUACAAACUCAGCAUGAACGAAAUCUUAAGGAAGAGGCUCUGCGGAUAGAAGGUGAAAUGCAAAAAAUGGCAAUUGAGCAGGUGCGUGCAGAACGAGAGUCGGGGGAAUCAAUUUUACGUGAGACAGUCCAAAAAGCAAUCGCAAAAUGUGAAGAAGAGAGAAUAAAAGCUAUAGAAGAUACAAGAGAUGAAGAGAAGACUUUAGCUUCAAAAGAGGCAGCUAGAGUUGCCAAGGAGGUUGCCAAGCAACGAGAAGCAGCUGCAAAACUAUCAAGAGAAGACAGAGCAAAUGCAUUGAUGACCAUUGAGAAAAGGUUAACAGAUGACAAAAACAAAGCUGUUUGUGAUGCACAGAAAACAGAAAGGCAAAAAGCAGCAACAGAAAUUCAAAGGUUAAAACAGUUACAUGCCAAAGAAAUUAGCAAAUUAGAGACAAGAAUUAAAGAAGAGAAAGUAGCCCACAAACUCACUGAAAACCAACUCGAACUGAUAACGAAAGAGAAAGACAUGUGGAUUAAAAAACACGAACAUUUGAAAGAAUCGUACCAGCUUUUUAUCGAUGAAACUAAAGGCUUUCAGUCAGGACAGGCAGAUUUUUUGCUUAAGUAAUUUUAAUGUGUGGUUUCAAUUCAGGUUUGUUUUAACUGCUUUUAUUUUCCAUGCCAAAGUAUCAAGUAUCUUUCAUUGAAACUACAGUAUUCAACACACUAUGUGUGUUUUUUUUUUUUUUUGGUAUUAAAAUGUGCUUUCUUUCACCAAAGUCAUUUCGGAAAUAGUGUAUCUUUCUUCAACAGCAGGAAUACUAACAGUAUAGUGUUAUUAUUUAUCAUCAUCAAUAAAGUGAUUAUUUUUAUUUGCUUUGUAUUGGUUUUCGUGCUAAAUUGUGUUUCUUGUAAUUUUUGACAUAUGUGUGCUGUCAAUAAAAAUUAUGGUUUUUUACAUUGAAAAUUUAAUGAUCUUCUUUCUAACAAAAUGAAUAAUAGUAGCCAAGAAUAUAACCCAGUUACUAUUAUACACAUAUUACAUGUCGCGUUACCAACAAAGUGAUGGUUUUAAUUGCAGUUAUGGAAUGUUUCAAGCUAGAUCUUUUUAACAAGAUUAAUAAUAUUGAUUACAAUAUUAAGUGUACACACAAAAUUGUUAUCGAUUGCUUAUGGGUUUAUCUUAAAUAAAUCCUUAACAUCAAAUAUCUAGGAAAAUUCAGUAUUGGAAUUGAAGUAUGCCUAUUACACAUAGUCCUAAGUGCUUAAUGAAUACAUUAUUUUGAUUUUACUGUAUUUGCCAUAUACAGUACAAAGUUUAAUAGUAGAUUCACAGUAAUACACUUAACAUGUGUUAAUUUAUGCUUUCAUUGGUUGUUUCGUGACCAUUUAUCUCUAACCAAGUUUUUUUCAUGAUGUUUUAUUAAAUAUAAUACCAAAAAUAUUUUUAGCAACAAGGGGCAGGGUUUACCAAAAAGUCUAUCAAGGGCCCUUCAUACCUGCUUUAUUAUAUUCAAUUGAAGGCUAUCUGGUUAUUACUUAGUAUGCAGUAUUUUGAGAAUGAUGGUCGUUACGGGAAAAGUCUAAGGGAGUAUGCCAGCGUCUAACUUAGCCUGGUCUCACAGCUUAGUUGAAACCAAACUGUAAUCAGGUGGUCUUAUUCAGUACGUUUUUAUCAAACAAUAAUAUGUGUACGUGUUAUCAAUGUAAAUUAUAUGAAAAAGGAUUAUUAGUAUCAGCUUAGCUUUCUUACAGUAUUUUGAACUAUAUUUUACCUGUUUUUAUCAUUCUGAUGUGUAAUAUGAGAGCAAUAAGUUCCCUUGAAAGGAUGAAAU
Anneissia japonica is the source of this 2195-nucleotide messenger RNA. RefSeq lists its product as uncharacterized. The transcript is spliced from 4 exons. The record is from RefSeq and is a predicted model, not a curated record. Lineage: Eukaryota; Metazoa; Echinodermata; Crinoidea; Comatulida; Comatulidae. Bases 89 to 988 code for a protein of 299 amino acids.